Messenger RNA from Rubroshorea leprosula, 1210 nucleotides. NCBI's taxonomy places the organism in Eukaryota, Viridiplantae, Streptophyta, Magnoliopsida, Malvales, Dipterocarpaceae. The record is from the annotation of a GenBank genome assembly.
CCGUUUUUCGUAAUUGCACGUGUUGGCAUGCUAUAAGUUUAAUUAAAGGGCACUCCAUAUUUUACUUACUGAGUUUAUCUCAUAGUUUUUUCUUGUCACCAUUUCAGGAAGCGAAACCGAGGACAGGAAAACGACGGGAAGUGACGAGUUAGAAGGUUAGUCAUUUCGAUAUUGAUAUAGAUUUUAGAUAUAGAUAAUGAUGUUGUAAGCUAAAGUGUAUUUGGAGAUUUUAUGAUAUCGGAGAAAUUUUAUAAUUUGAUCUUUAGAUUUUGUGGUAUCAGAUCUGAAUUGGAUAAGUUCCGAGCCUUGUGCAUUUAUGGGACCUUCUCAUGAGUGCACGGUGUCUGUCGCGCCUCGAAUUUGGGUUUUGGGGCGUGACAAAAGCAAUCAAAGACUGAUCCAAGGAGCAAUAGCUACAACGGUCAAAAUGUGUAGCAACGGUAGUAUUGCUCAAUACUAGGCACUAAUUUAGGAUCUAAACACUUACAUGUAAAUAUAUAUAUACAUCAAAUCAUUGUACAGAAUUAUUCAAGGAAGAAUACAAUCAAUUUCUUCUAUCAGAGCAGAUGGGAUUUAGCUGCAACCGAGCUGAUUCUUCUUUGUUUGUGCUCCAUAACAAUCAAGGUACUGCAUUACUCCUGCUAUAUGUUGAUGACAUUGUUCUCACUGCCAGUUCAAAACUUCUAUUACAGAGUAUUAUUGACCAUCUUAGUAGGGAGUUUGCACUUAAGGACCUUGGGCAACUUAGCUACUUCCUAGGUAUUGAAGUCACACCCUUUGAUGGAGGUACUUUUCUUUCGCAAGCAAAAUACGCCACCGACCUUCUUACUCGAAGCUCUAUGCAAGCUGUCACUACAAGAAGAAGUACUACAGGGUACUGUGUUUUUCUUGGAGCAAAUUGCAUCUCUUGGUCCUCAAAGAAGCAACCCACUGUGGCGAGAUCUAUUGCUGAAGCAGAGUACCGUGCAUUGGCUUCUGCUACUGCUGAAAUAGUGUGGAUUACGUAUAUUCUUCGUGACAUUGGAAUUUCUUUACCAUCACCUCCUCAAUUAUUCGCUGAUAAUAUCAGUUCUCUUCAUAUGUCUAUCAAUCUUGUAUUCCAUGCUCGAACAAAACACAUUGAAUUAGAUUACCAUUUUGUUUGAGAGAAAGUGGCCAUUGGUACUCUAGUGACUAGGUACAUUCCUAGCACUAAACAGCUCGCUGAUGU